AUGCAAAUUUCUACACUCGCUAUUUCUACCGCACUUCUCGCUAAUGGUGCAUUAGCUCUUAUUGGUUUUGAUAUCGAAGCUGGCUUUGAUCUCGAGUUCGGUUUCGGAACCUUCGCAGGAAGUUUUGAUGCCGGAGUAGGUAUCGACGUCGAAGGAAAGAAAUGGUAUACCAGAGGUGUUAAGUGUUACAAAACUAAGACCUACACCAAGGGUAAGACAUACGCAACGAGCACAGAAGCUUCUACUUCUUACAUAUCACUUUGCCCACAGACCCUUACUGCCGCUGCCGAAUUUAAUGCUCUCGCCCAAAUUGAAGCUGUUGAAGCUACAACCACUUCUUCAACUACAACCCCAACCACCACUGCAACUCCAACCACCACUGCAACUCCAGCUGAAACUUCCUCAAUUCCAGUUCCAGCUCCAGUAUUAGCUGUUGCCUCUCCAAGCUCAAGCUCAAGCUCAAGCUCAAGCUCAAGCUCAGCCGAAACUUCCACUCCAGCUGAAACUUCCUCAAUUCCAGUUCCAGUUCCAGUAUUAGCUGUUGCCUCCCCAAGCUCAAGCUCAAGCUCAGCCGAAACUUCCACUCCAGCUGAAACUUCCUCAGCUCCAAUUCCAUUAGCAGCUGUUGCCUCCCCAAGCUCAAGCUCAGUUACUCUUUCUGCAAGUAUCGUUACCGUUGAUACUACUACCACCUCCACCUCCACCACAUGCCCAGAAUCAUCGACGUUCUACACAACUGUUGAAUCAAUUUACACUUCUUAUACAACAACUUGUCCUGAGUCCAGCUAUGCUACUUACACCACUACUGUCACCUACCCACAUACAACAAGUGUUGUUUGCUCAACUGUUUUAUCAACAUAUUAUGUUACAAAGGUUACUACUGAUGUAUACUACGCUACUUCUGUAUACACUCAUGUUGCACCAGCUACUACUACUGAAGCAUAUGUUGCUCCUACUUCUGAAGCUUACGUUUAUGUUCCACCAACUACCACUGCUGAAGUUUACGUUGAAACAACUACUCCAGUUGCAGAAGAAGAAACUUCAACCGAGUAUGUCGUAAGUUACGUCACAAAGACCUGUCCAACAUGUGUUAUUGAAACUUACUAUUCAACUUCCACUUAUCUUCCAAGCACUUACUUGGCUGAAAUUUAUACCCCAGCAGAAACCACUUACUAUACCUCAUCUUAUUACAAUACAACGUAUGCUCCAAAAGCAAGUGCUUAUGUUGAAAAUGGAGCUGGUGCACAAUCCAUUAAAGCUGGCUUCUCUUUAUUAGCUUUCGUUUUCACAAUCUUACAACUUCUUUAG
This is a messenger RNA of Dujonia railenensis, 1308 nucleotides long. The record is from the annotation of a GenBank genome assembly. NCBI's taxonomy places the organism in Eukaryota, Fungi, Ascomycota, Pichiomycetes, Serinales, Debaryomycetaceae.